Messenger RNA from Closterium sp. NIES-65, 3762 nucleotides. Lineage: Eukaryota; Viridiplantae; Streptophyta; Zygnematophyceae; Desmidiales; Closteriaceae. The record is from the annotation of a GenBank genome assembly.
AUGAGUCAAGGGGGUGGAGAAGCAGCUGAGAAGAAGAGUGAGCCGCCACCAUCCAAGAUUGAGGCAUUGGAUGGCUCCAACUAUGAGGAAUGGAGUGGGCGGAUGAGGAGCGCCUUCAAGCGCUACAAGCUGCUGAAACUGGCUAUGGAAGAGGAGAAGAUGCCCGAGGAAGGAGAUGCCCGCGAUCGGUGGAUUGAGCGGAGCGCGGUGCUGUACGACUUUAUUCUACAGUCGGUCAACAACGACAUGUUCCAGCACAUCAAGGAUUUGGUGGAGCUCGAUGACUCGGGACCGAAGGCGUGGAAGGUGCUACGCGACGUGGUUCAGCCCAACACGCUGCCGAUGGUGAUCGUAUUGGAGAAGGAGCUGGCUGCCCUCUCCAUGCGGCCAAGAGAUGAUGUGAAGCCGGUCCUUGACAAGGUCAAGGACACCUAUGCAAGGAUGGCAGCGGCGGGCAGCAAGGUGUCGGAGAUGCAUCAGUGCACCAAGAUAAUCUCGGUGCUCGACAACUCGUGGGACAACCUUAUCCCCACCCUCAACGCUCAGCAGGACAAGUGGACGCCUGAGUGGCUACGGCAGCAGAUCCUGCAGGAGGACUUCCGCAGGCGCCACACGGGAGGUGGUGCUGCCAACAAAACUGCUGAGGGGUAUGGAGCUGCAGGAGGCAGCAGAGGAAGAGGGGGAGGGAGAGGCCGAGGUCAUUUGCUUGACGAGGUAAAACCCCCAGGGAAGAUCAAGUUUGUGGCUGCCGCUUCAGGUGCUUUGCUCCCUGUGAUUGGUGUUGGGAAUGCCAAGGUCAUGGGGGCCAAUGGAGGGCUUGUGGGCCUGGGGAAUGUGCUAUUGGCAGCGGCAGCGGCAGCGGCUAAAGCAACUGCGGGAGGAGAGGAGACUGCACCAACUGAUGAGGCCCUGGAUGCAGUCAAGAAGGUGCAGCAGUCACAGCAGCUACAUGAUGAGGUGCUUGCUGGUGUGGAUGGGAGUGCUGCAUGGGCAAAGGCUUCAUCUGGGAGUGGUGAGGCUGAUUGGGAGACGUGGCAUGAGAGGCUGUGCCAUGUGAACAUUCCUAUGCUGCAAAAGUUGGUAAAGGAUGGGUGCUUGAAGGGGCUGGAGGUGAAGGGGGCAGCAAAGGAGAUUGGGAGCUGCCCUACCUGCCUUGAGACCAAAUUCACGAAGUUUCCCUUCAGCAGCAGCACGGGACCAGCCAAGGCACCACUUGCACUAGUGCACAUGGAUGUGGUGGGCCCCACGAGGGCCCUUUCUCUCUCGGGCAACCGCUAUUUCCUGACCAUUGUGGACGACCACACACGUGCGGUGUGGGUCUACCCCCUGAAGACUAAGGGGGAGGUGGCAGCGGCUGUUCUCAAGGAGUGGAUGCCGAGAGCUCAAAGGGAGAGCGGACAUAAGGUGAAGGUGAUCCGCACUGACAACGGGGGAGAAUUCAUUGGCGCUGAUUUUGAGGCGGUGCUGAAGAAGAAGGGGAUCCAGCAUCAGCUCACAGUGCCCUACAACCCUCAGCAGAACGGCGUGGCUGAGCGGUUCAACCGGACCCUGCAGGAAGGUGCUCGCACUCUCCUUGGGCGUGCAGGGCUGCCGGAUCCGUUUUGGGUGACUGCACUGCGGCAGGUCGCCCUUGUGAAGAACAGGGUGCUGGCGACUGUGGGGGACAAGCAGUGGGUCCCCUACACCAAGUGGUAUGGGAGUGCACCAGCUGUGAACAUGCUAAGAGCCUUUAGGUGCAUGGUGGUGUUUCAUGUGCCUAAGGAGAAGAGGGGAAAACUGGAAGCUUCUGGGAGAUGGGGUGUGCACUUGGGGCUUGCUAAGGAUCACAAGGGCUGGCUGAUUUGGGACUUGACCAGCCAGCAGCUGACUGUGUCAAGGGAUGUGAAGUUCCUCGAGUCCUUAUACUACAAGGAGUGGAAGCAGCAGCAGCAGAAGCUUCCCGCUACACCGCUGAUCAUUGAGGCCGAUGAGGUGCAGCGCCCUUCGAGGCAAGUCCAGGUUUCUGUCUCUGAGAAUGAGAUCUCUGGGGUUACUGAGGAUGGGGGAGAACCUGAGGUGGAGGAGCAACAGCAGCAGCCGCAGCAGCAAGGUGCCGCACGUCCAGCAGACCAUCCUAGGAGGGAUGUGCGCCCUCCUAACCGGCUGACCUAUCCGAGCUUUGGCAAGCCAAAGGUGGUACGGGCUGGAAGUGUGGCUGGGAAGUGUGAUGAGGAUGAGAUAGCACACUGCUACUGGGCAGCCGUUCCUGAGCCCAAGACGCUAGCUGAAGCAUUGAGCGGGCCAGAUGCUGAGAAGUGGGAGCAGAGUGUGAAGGAGGAGUAUGAUUCUCUGCUGGAGAAUGAGACGUGGGAGCUGUGUGAGCUGCCACCUGGGAAGAAGCCCAUUUCUUCCAAGCCGAUCUUCAGGCAUAAGUAUGGACCAGAUGGGGAGCUGACCCGCUACAAGUCAAGGCUUGUGGCUAAGGGGUUUCAGCAGACAAAGGGAAAGGACUUCAACGAGCUCUAUGCUCCUAUGGACAUCACCACCGCCUUCCUCAAUCGGAUCAUUCUGGAGGAGUUGUACAUAUUGCAGCCUGAGGGUUUGGAUGAUGGGAGCGGCAGGGUGUGCAGGCUGAAGAAGGCCAUCUAUGGCCUGAAGCAGGCUCCUCGUGCAUGGUACCACAAGUUAGAGGAGACUCUGCUGGCUGGGGGUUUCAAGAAGAGUGAGUGUGAUCACAGCUUGUUCCUGCUGCAAGAGAAGGAGCAGUUUCUCAUGCUCUUGGUGUAUGUGGACGACAUCCUGCUCUUCUCUGAGUCGUCUGCAAUAAUUGAGCUUGUGGAGGAGAUGCUGGAGAUGCAGUUCAAGUGUUCCAAGAUGCGAGAUGUGAAGUACUACCUGGGGAUGCAUGUGGAGAGGGACCUUGACAAGGGAGUGUUGAGGUUGCACCAGAGGAAGUACUGUGAGGGGCUGGCCGAGAAGUAUGGGCUGCAAAAUGGAGGGAAGCCAGCCACCCCACUGCCUUCAGGGUUCACAGUGGAGCCCUGUGCUGAUGAGGAGGUGGUGGGUGAGAGUGACAGGAAGCUGCUUCAUUCCAUGGUGGGGGCACUCAAUUAUGCGGCUAACCACACGCGGCCUGACAUUGCCUUUGCUACAUCUAGGCUUGCAAGUGUGGUUGCACGCCCCAGUCAUGAGCAGCUGGAAGCGGCCAAGAGGUUGGUCCGCUAUGUGAGUGCUACGGCAUCAGUGGGCUUGGAGUACAGUGCUGUGCGACAGAGGCUGCAGAGGGGUGCAGCUGAUUUGGGCAAGGGGGAGAUGCUCCUGACUUGCUACACCGACGCCAGCUUCAACUCUGUGAAGGCGGAUGGCACCAGCAUUGGAGGCUAUGUGUGCCUGUUUGGAGGUGGUGCAGUGAGCUGGCGCAGCAAGAAGCAGGACGAGGUGGGGCAGUCCUCGUGUGAGACAGAGUACAUGGCCCUGCAUCAUGGGGCAAAGGAGGUGGUGUGGCUGAGGCGUUUGUUGGAGGAGAUCGGAGUGUGCCAGAGGGAGCCGACUGUGAUUUUCUGUGACAAUGAGUCGGCAGUGAAACUAGCGAAGAAUGCUUGUCUUCAUGGGCUGACCAAACAUAUCAGGCCUAAGUGGCACUGGGUGAGGAGGCUCCUGGACAAGGAGGUGCGGCUGGAGAUUGUGAAGACCCAUCAGCAGGCGGCUGACAUUCUCACCAAGCGCCUGGCUGAAUCUGAGCAUUGGAAGGGCAUGAAGCUUGUUGGGAUGAGUGUGCAUUGA